UCGUUUGUCUGUGGUUUCUGCUUGCAUACGCUGACCAUUCAUUUCUCCUGUCGUUGUGAGAACUCAGAAAGCAAGCGCAAGCACAGCAAAGCAAGCACCUUCUUCUCCUUCUCCCUUCCAACUCAUCAAGCAACGCGCAGCAAAGCAACAAGCCAAGAUGGCUUCCUACCGCCCUUCCAAGUCGGGCUCCGACUUGUGCCUGCACAUCGUGUACUCGUUCUUCCUUCUCCUCACCGCCGUGCUCGGAACCGUGGCCAUCGCCUCUCCCUUCUGGCUCACCACCCCCUCUGGACUGACGGGCACCUCCCAGGCCAUUGGCAUCGUCUCCUUCUGCUCCGACAAGAACGACCUGGAUACCUGCGAGCGCUAUGGCGACUCUCCCAAGGAUAUCCCCAUUGAGUACUGGCGCGGCACUGCUGGUCUCUUCGUCUUUGCCAUGAUGGUCACAUGGCUCUGCUUCAUCUUCUCCCUCUUCACAUGCUGCGCCUGCCAGGGCCUCACUCGCCCACAAAUCGGUCUCCUCUUCCUCUCCGCUAUCUGCGUGGUGAUUGCCCUGUUCCUCUUUGGCGCCGGUCUCAAGGACGCCGGCUUCUGCGGCAGCACCAAGCGCUUUGACCGCGGCGACUGCGACCUCGGUUACUCUGGCGGCCUCGGUGUGGCCACGUUUGUGUUCCUGAUCAUCUCGGCCACCAUCUCCAUCUUUGUCAAGCCUGCCGAGGACCAGAUUGCCUAAAGUGGCCGCUGCAUGAUGGCAGAGUGCCCACUCAACACCCGGCAGCGGCAGCACUUUCACACCACCGCCACCAGCAUCGCUUUCUUCCCGCAUAUGUGUGUGUGUGUGUAUGUGCGCCUUGGGUGCUGUUGUUGUUGCGGCGUGUGCGAUGGUUCUUUCCUCUGCCUCUUGCCCCUUGUGAAGUUUGCGCGCUGUUGAGCGUUUGCCAAACAGCUGCCGCUGCCUCACGUUCCUUCCAUUGUUUUUGUGUUGUGAUGUCGCAUGCGCUGUGUGCUGCUUGAUGUCAUCUCGUGUUGUGCCGGCUGUUUUUGUUGCUCCUACCGACGGCUCAAAACAGGGAAUUGGUUUUGUCUGCUUGCUGACGCAAACGGGUCGUUCUCCUCUGUCUGAAGGUGCUGAUGUACUGGCUGUCCAAACCACGUGUGGUGUCCAAACCUCCACAAUGAACAAUUACACAUUCACACCGAGUA
Salpingoeca rosetta is the source of this 1203-nucleotide messenger RNA. RefSeq lists its product as uncharacterized. Bases 158 to 733 code for a protein of 191 amino acids. The transcript is spliced from 7 exons. Gene Ontology annotation, cellular component: membrane. The record is from RefSeq and is a predicted model, not a curated record. Lineage: Eukaryota; Choanoflagellata; Craspedida; Salpingoecidae.